AUGUCUUCUAACGACCUUGCUUUCGUGAAAAUAGAAAGCUCUCUCGAAAACUCUCAAGUAAUCCUUAAAUCAGAAGAAAACACAAAUGAAAACAUGGAGGAUAAUAAUCAUAAUAAUAUAAUCCAGUCACAUUUUCUAGACCCUUCUGCACACAUUCCUGCAAGUAGCAAGCAAAUGACUUUCUCCAGAGAUACACCAAAUGUUAAUAUAAUUACUGCCUCAGAUGCUCAAAAAACAUACAACUGCAAGAAAUGUCCGUUUUCUGCCCACACUGAUGCUGCACUGAAGUACCAUUUCAUCAAAGUGCAUAAAGGCAGAAUCAAAAUGUACAAAUGCCAGUCUUGUGAAUUCAUCACCAGGCAUAAGAAUGUUAUGGAUAAUCAUAGUCUGAUACAUCUGAGUGAAGAUCAGAUAAACUGGCUGGAAUGUGGUGUAUGUACUUUCAAGACGAAAUUAAAGUGCAAUCUGGAGAAACAUGAGAUGAUACACAAGGUGUCAGAAGAUAUGAAAAAGUACAAAUGCACUGAGUGUGCUUACAAGUCUCUAUGGAAAAGAGAUUUGGAACGCCACUUGCUGAAACAUAUGCUGCCUGACCAAAUUGUCAAAUAUGGCUGUGAUAAAUGCACCUUCUCUACUAAACAUGAAAGGUACUUGGGGGUUCACAUACAAAAGGUUCAUGUAGGUGAAGAAAAAUCAGAAGAAACCUUCCACUGUGCUAAAUGUGACUUCACUACCAAUCAAAAACGUAGCUUGGUACCUCAUAUGAUCACUCACAAAACCAAAGAAGAAAUCAAUAUGUACAAGUGCCGCUUUUGUACAUAUGAAGCAGCUUGGAAAAAAAGCGUUAGGAUGCAUGAAGAUACACAUCUGAAAGUGUACAAAUGUACAGAGUGCGAAUUUAUAACACGUCAGAAACGAUUUUUGAAUGAACACUUGCGCUGCCACAGACACGUCCAGCAAACGGAAUAUGCAUGCCCAAUAUGCCCUUUCAAGACGAUCUACAAGCACAGCAUCAAAAAACACUCCUUGGUGCAUAAGGACCCUGAUGAGGUCAAGAUGUUCGACUGUGAAAAGUGCAGUUAUAGGACAAAGAGGCCACAGGACUUACGGCAGCACGUCAAAGCUAUCCAUGAGGAAAUCACUGAGGUUUUCGAGUGUGGCGUAUGUCCUUACACUACUAAGAACAAGAACGCCCUGCGCAUCCACAAGAGGAACCUGCACGGCAGGCCCGAGGACAUUUUGAUGUUCGAGUGCGAUUCCUGUCCUUUUCGCACCAAGUACAAGUCCAGCUUGUUAGCUCACGGGCAGUCUUUUCACAAGGAGCACGACGAAUUGUCGAUUUUGAGGUGCUCCAAGUGCUCGUACAGCACGCGAAGGAAAGAGUGCCUACAGAAGCACCAGUACGUGCACAAAACGGCGGACGAGGUGCGCCAACUGAAGCAAGCCGUCCCGUUCGCCGUAUGCGGCGCCAACACCGAGUUGGAAGUGCGCGGACGCAAAGUGAAAGGUCGCCUUUAUCCGUGGGGCGUGGUCGAAGUGGAGAAUCCCGACCAUUGCGACUUCAUCAAGCUGCGCACCAUGCUCAUCACGCAUAUGCAGGACUUGCAGGAGAUCACGCAACAGGUGCACUACGAGAACUACCGCUCGGAGAGGUUGGCCAAGGAAAACAAUGGAGGGGCCAAAAAGACAAUUAUUGAAGAGAAAGUGGGCGGUGGUAAUGAGAAAGACAAAAUCCUCCAAGAAAAAGAAGCGGAACUGAAACGCAUGCAAGAGAUGAUAACUGCCAUGCAGGCGAAAAUGCAACAGCAAACGACCCAAUGA
Molecule: messenger RNA, 1821 nt
Organism: Phaedon cochleariae (mustard beetle)
Lineage: Eukaryota; Metazoa; Arthropoda; Insecta; Coleoptera; Chrysomelidae
Source: the annotation of a GenBank genome assembly